Rhodotorula toruloides NP11 is the source of this 2496-nucleotide messenger RNA. RefSeq names its product LIM binding protein. The record is from RefSeq and is a predicted model, not a curated record. NCBI's taxonomy places the organism in Eukaryota, Fungi, Basidiomycota, Microbotryomycetes, Sporidiobolales, Sporidiobolaceae. The transcript is spliced from 6 exons. Bases 1 to 2496 code for a protein of 831 amino acids.
AUGCUACCGCACCACGCCCAGCAGCACCCGCAGCUCGCCAACGCCCCACCUCCCCAGGCCUCACCCAGCGUGCACCACGCCAACCCGCACCAGCAGGGCUACGCGUACCACCAGCAACAGCAGCAGAUCCUGCAGAAUGGCAUGACGCCGCAGCAGAGGCAGGCGGUGCUGAGGCAGGGCGGGCAGCAGCCUGGACAACCGCCGCAGGGAGGAAUGAUGCCUGGGCAGCCUCAGCAGGGACAGCGCAUGGUCCAGCAGCCACAGCAGCCACAGGGAGGGAUGAUGCACGGGCGACAGGGGAUGAACGGCGCAGGCGGCCCUCCAGGAACGAUGCUGCCUGUUCCUCCUCCCAACAUGCGGGUCGCUGGCGGUAUGCCUCCCCAGGCAGGCCAGGUUAUCGGUCCUUCGCACCCGCAGCAUCCUCAGCAUGGCGCCUGGCUCGCGCAGCAGCAACAGCAACAGCAGCAGGCGUACCUCCCGCAACCUCCGCCGAACCACUACCUUCCGCAGCACACGCCUCAGCAGCCCGGCAAUCCUAUGCACCGCCCUCUUCCUCCCCCAGGCUCGCAGCAACAUCACUACGCACCCUCGCCUCAUCCGCCGACGUCUACUCCCUCGUCUCCCAACCUUCACCCGCUCCCUCAUCCGCCAGGUCUCGCCGCCUCGCAAUACGCUCAAGGCGGUCCUCCACCUCAUCAGCAGUCCCAGCAACUCCCUCUUCCUCCGCCACCCCAGCAGCAGCAGUACCAGCAAGGCCAGUCGGGCGCACCUCCUCGACUGAUUCCCUCGGCCGCUGGGAUGCGUCCUACUCCCGCCGCUCCUGGCGGCGCCGGCCCGUCUCCCUACCACCCUCCAUCCUCUCCUCAACCGCAACAGCUCCCCCAGCCUCCACCGCCUGGUCAGCCGCAGCGGCAUCCGAGCAUGCCGAAUGGCGUUCUGCCGCAUGGCAGACCACCGAUGAUGCGUCCUUCGCUUGCACCGCCGCCGAAUACGCUUCUCGCGGCUCAUCUCGCUCUCAAUGGAACUGGCCCGAUUACGGCGACGGCUGUCCCGGCAGGUCCGGCACUUGCUCGACUCGCGACGCUGAACGAUUCCUUACAAGUCGCCUUCGAAAGCGAGAACCCGCUCGAGGCGCUGAGAGCGGCCGUUGCCGACAACUUUACCGACACGGGCGUCGUCAAGAUUGGCUUGUUCGACCCGGCAGGUCCGAUGAGCAAGGUCUUCGAGAUCCCCUGCUCGGCUUUCCCUCGAUUCCAACACCUCAACCACCUCCAGGGCGUCGUCUCUUCCGCCUUCGUCCCCACAUUCGUCCGCGAGUUCCGCCUCACGACUCCCGACCCAACCGCUCCUCGACCACCCUCGCCCCCUUCACCCUCCUCGGGCUGUCCCGACCCUCCACCUCCGACCCCUCCCUCCUUCCCCAUCCACAUCGGCUACCUCCUCCGCUCCGAACAUGCCCAAUGGACUUCGCUCUUCGGUUCCGGCACGCGCGUCGAGCUCCACGGCACGCUCACGAUGCACAUCAUGUUCAAGGACCUCGGGAACGGCGCUGCAGGUUUGCGCAUCGAGAGCUUGGAGUUUGAUGCGCGCGGGUACGAGGAGUUUGUGAGUCGGCAGGCGAUGGAGAAGGUUGAGCAGGCGUUGGGAGAGGUGACCAGGGCGAACGCGAGCGGGUCGGGCGAGGCGGGCGGGAAGAAGGCCGCGAAGCAGGAGGAGGAGAAAGAGCACGAGGAGCGUCGGGGAUCGAGCGGGAAGGGGAAGAAAGGGCAGGUUAAGGGAAUGACGACGAGACGGAGAAGCGCGAGCGCCAAGGUGGAAGCCGACUCGGACGACAUCUUGCCGGACGAGCGGGGCGCGGUAGCGAGCAAGAAGGACGAGGGCGAACGGAAGGGUUCGAUGGACUCGGCCGGGCAGGGAGACGCCGGCAAGGGCGGGAAGCGGUCGACGCUCGUCGAGGUCCCGCUCAGCUCGGUCGGCGUCUUUGGCGUGACAGAGAUGGGCAUGCGCUGCCUCGAGAUCGCCGAGUCGGUCGCGCAGCUGCAAGACCUCAUCGCCUUUUCGCUCGAGAGCGGAACGGGUCCUAUGCAAUCGCUCGCCCGGUACGCCGACCGCUCGCGUCCCGGACUGCCUCAAGACGCCGGCUCGUUCCGCCGUGGCCCGCAACCGUCUCUCCCGCCCACGACACCGGCAGCAUCCGGUCCUCCUCCCAUCGCUGCCUCGUCGCAGAACCCCUCGACGAACAGCUUCUACUCCUCCGUCACGGCUUCCCCCGGCGGACCUCCCCAACCGCUUCCGCCCGCACCGCAACGACCACCGAGCUCGGCCGCGCACGGCAGGACCGAGAUGCCGAGUCCAGCGGCGGCGAAGCGGAAACUCGACGCUGGCCGAGGAGGGGAGUCGGGCGGGAUGGGUGAGCGGAUGGAGGGCGAUCCGGGUAGUCCGCAAAAGGUGCAGCGCGGAGCGGGCGGUGGGCGAGGGCGAGGUCGAGGUCGGUAG